Messenger RNA from Penicillium brasilianum, 1908 nucleotides. Lineage: Eukaryota; Fungi; Ascomycota; Eurotiomycetes; Eurotiales; Aspergillaceae. The record is from the annotation of a GenBank genome assembly.
CCAAAGGCCGAGAUCAGAGGAUUGAAGGCUGAAGGCAAAAAUCAGAUAGCUGUCAGUGGGGUCUAUGUGCUAUGCCAUGGCGUAUGUCGUGUACCCACUCACUUCGCCAAUUGACCACGACAGGUAAAAGAGCUGGGUGAUAGACUGCAAACUUAUCUCCGAGGAGUGCCUUCAGGUCUCACCUUCUAUAUUCUUUUGACGUACACUUCCAGUGAUUCAAUCUUCUAGGGGAGAGACCUGUGUCUCAAAACUAGAAAAAGCUACCAGUUAACCACUUUUUUGGAUUGAUCAGCUCUCAAGCCAGCAAAAAUGCCUCCAGCACCACCCGACCAGAAACCUUCCCCUGUGAAGCCCGCUUCCUAUCAGGCACUCAGUGAGACUAUUAUCUUCAGUAAUCUAGAAGAGAAGCUUUGGUGGCAUAGUACCGCCCCUAUUCUUUCAAAGCUACUCAUAUCUUCCAAUUACGAUGUCGACGUUCAAUACAAAUAUUUGUCGCUUUAUCGACACCUGAUACUCCCAGCCCUGGGUCCCUAUCCUACGCUUGACAAGGAAACGGGUGUCAUCGCCACACAAUGGCGCAGUGGAAUGGUGCUCACGGGGCUGCCGAUUGAAUUCAGCAACAACGUGGCACAGGCUUUGAUUCGCAUCGGUGUCGACCCCGUCACUUCUGAAUCUGGCACAGAGCAAGACCCGUUCAACACAAAUCCACCGAAAGCCUUUCUUGAGACAGCCUCAUGCCUGCUACCAACGAUGGAUCUCACACGCUUCUAUGAUUUUCACAAAGAGUUAGUGAUUACAAGCGAAGAGGAAGCAAUCCUCAAGUCCAAUCCGGACAUGUUCAAGAGUCCCUGGAAGUCGCAGAUACUCACCGCGAUGGAUUUGAAAAAACAAGGGACUGUGCUGGCAAAGGCGUAUUUCUACCCACAACCGAAAUCCGCCGUGACUGGUCGGUCAACUGAAGAGCUUCUGGUCAGCGCAAUUCGCAAGUCCGAUAAAGAGUCACGGUUCGAGACCCAGCUAGCCAAUCUUGAAAAUUACAUGGAGCGGCGUCGCCAGGGCCAUGGACCAGUCAUGGCAAACAAGCCUUCCCGAUCCACAGACGCGGAUAAGGUCUUCGACGAAUGUUCCUUCUUUCCUCACUUCCUAGCCACGGAUCUAGUGGAGCCCGCUAAUUCGCGCGUGAAGAUCUAUGCGAGCGAACGACAGGUUGACCUCAAGAUGGUCGAGGACAUUUGGACAUUCGGGGGACUCCGAACAGACCCAGAUGCACUUGCCGGCCUGGAAAUGCUCAGACACUUUUGGUCCGACAUCAACAUGCGAGAGGGUUGGUAUACUAUGCCGCUUGACUUCUGCGAGCUGGGUAAGCCAUCGGCUGGAUUUGAGUGUCCAAUGAUGUUCCACUUCCAUCUUGACGGGAGUUCUGCGCCCUUUCCCGAGCCUCAGAUGUACGUUUGCGUCUUCGGCAUGAACUCACGCGACGUAGUUGACGGGUUGACAAAGUUCUACCGUCGUGUCGGCUGGGAGGACAUGGCAAAAUAUUACAAAUCGAAUUUCCUUGCUAAUUACCCCGGUGAGGACUUUGACCAGGCAGCUCACCUGUGCGCAUAUGUCUCCUUCUCUUACAAGAACGGCGGUGCCUAUGUGACUCUCUACAACCACAGUUUCAAUCCCGUUGCGGGCCUACAGCUUCCCAAUUGAAGAAUUUUGGGUCCUUGCCGUGUUUCCUUCCCAGUACCACGUUAUAUAGAUAGCUCCUUACUGGUAUCGAAGAUACACUGUCUCUCUCGAUCAAAACAUGAAAAGGGUCCUGUCAAGGUUAUUUACAAACGAAGCUUGAAUCUAUAAGAUGUCUCACGAUUUACUGGGCAGUCUGUAACAUUGCGCGUCUGUAAUUUCGGUCUCUAUUAC